Messenger RNA from Penicillium manginii, 2619 nucleotides. RefSeq lists its product as uncharacterized. The record is from RefSeq and is a predicted model, not a curated record. Bases 1 to 2619 code for a protein of 872 amino acids. The transcript has 3 exons. Gene Ontology annotation, biological process: carbohydrate metabolic process. NCBI's taxonomy places the organism in Eukaryota, Fungi, Ascomycota, Eurotiomycetes, Eurotiales, Aspergillaceae.
AUGGCUCUUUCAAUUUCUCAGGUCUCAUUUGAGCACCAUCGAACAGCCUUAGGCAUAGGGGAGACUUCUCCCCGGAUUUCCUGGCGAUUUGAUGGGCAAGUCUCAGAUUGGAAUCAAGCAUCAUAUGAUAUUGAAAUUCAAAAGCCAGGAAAGCAUGCAGAGACUUUCCACGUAGAUUCUGCGGAGUCUGUUCUUGUUCCAUGGCCCAGUGAUCCUCUAGAGUCAGGAGAAGAAGCGACCGUUCGGGUUAAAUCGUCUGGGGGCAGAGGCAACCCAUCUACAUCAUGGUCGCAUCCUGUGUCUGUUGAACCGGGGCUUCUCAGUCCCGAAGAUUGGCAAGAUGCGGUUGUUUUGGCAUCUGAACGAGCUACUGAGGUUAACGCCACCCAUCGACCAAUCUAUUUUCGAAAGGACUUUGAAUUGGGAGGUGAUAUUACUUCGGCAAGAUUGUACAUCACCGCGUUAGGACUAUAUGAGGCUCGUCUGAACGGCCAGCGUGUUGGUGAUCAUUUUCUCGCUCCAGGAUGGCAGUCGUACAUGCAUCGCCAUGAGUACAAUACUUACGAUGUGACCGAUCUUCUCAGAGAUGGAGAGAAUACUAUCGGUGUGACUGUAGGUGAAGGCUGGUACUCAGGACGACUGGCGUGGGAGAACAAUCGGAAUAUAUACGGCGAUACGCUAGGCGCGCUUUGUCUACUCUCAGUAACGAAUUCCAACGGCACAAAGACAUACAUCUCUAGUGACACAACCUGGAAGUCUAGCACGGGCCCCAUAUUGUCUUCCGAGAUUUAUGAUGGGGAGACGUAUAAUUCUAGGCUGGAGCAAAAGGGAUGGGAUUCUCCGGGCUUUGAUCAGUCAAGCUGGCUGGGUGUCCGUGAGCUCAAAUUUUCUAAAGAUGUUCUCGCUGCCCCGGAUGCACCACCAGUGAGACGCGUCGAUGAGCACAAACUUGAGAAUGUUUUUUCUAGCGCUUCGGGAAAGACAGUGUUGGAUUUUGGGCAGAACUUGGUUGGCUGGCUGCGUAUCCGCGUCAAAGGGCCUCGAGGGCAAAACAUCAGUUUUGUUCACACUGAAGUUAUGGAAAAUGGAGAGGUCGCAACACGCCCUCUUCGUACCGCCAAAGCAACAGACAACUUCACACUUUCAGGCGGGGAUGAUGAGUGGGAACCGUCAUUCACAUUUCACGGCUUCCGAUAUGUUCAGGUCGAAGGAUGGCCAAAUGAGACUAAGCUUGACGCAGAUUCAGUCACUGCGAUCGUUGUUCACACGGACAUGGAGCAAACUGCAUUCUUUGAUUGCUCUGACUCCCUCCUAAACCGGCUCCACAAAAAUAUCCUUUGGAGUAUGCGUGGCAACUUUCUAAGUAUCCCUACAGAUUGUCCUCAGCGUGAUGAACGCCUUGGCUGGACAGGUGACAUUCAUGCAUUUAGUCGAACUGCAAAUUUUGUUUAUGACACGGCUGGCUUUCUCCGCGGGUGGCUACGUGAUGCGCGCUCGGAGCAAGAAGAGAACAACUAUGCCCCGCCAUAUGUUAUUCCAAAUGUUUUGGGAGAGUCGUCGGCUACAUCAAUCUGGGGAGAUUCGAUUGUGGCCGUACCUUGGCAACUUUUCCAAUCUUUUGGUGAUAAAAAGAUGCUUGAAGAGCAGUAUGCAGGAGCCAAAGAUUGGAUUGAUAAGGGAGUCCUUAGAAACGAGGUCGGGUUGUGGAAUCGCUCGACCUUCCAGUACGCUGAUUGGCUGGACCCUAAGGCACCCCCGGACAAUCCAGGCGAUGCGACAACGGACAAGUAUUUGGUUUCCGAUGCAUAUCUGAUCCACAGCACUGAACUUGUGGCCAAUAUGUCCAAUCGCCUUUCGCUUACCGAAAAUGCCGAGAAAUACUCCAGUGCUCGCUCUAAGUUGACCAAAGCCUUCCAAGAUGCCUGGGUCUCCCAGAAUGGAACUGUCGCAAAUGAGACACAGACAGGUCUCACAUUACCGUUGUAUUUCCGAUUGUUUUCUGAUCCAGCGCAUUAUACCUCUGCUACGGAGCGACUUGUCAAUCUCGUGAAGGGAAACGAAUACAAAGUUGGAACAGGAUUUGCCGGGACUCAUAUCCUCGGGCAUACACUAUCCGAAUACGGCGCGGCGGAUUCUUUCUAUGGUAUGUUGAUGCAAGAAGAAGACCCGGGCUGGCUCUUCCAAGUCGUGAUGAAUGGAACCACCACAUGGGAACGUUGGGACAGCAUGCUGGCAAAUGGAAGUGUCAACUCAGGGUCGAUGACCUCUUUCAAUCAUUACGCCGUCGGAUCGGUGGGAAGCUGGAUCCACGAAAAUAUUGGUGGGCUAACUCCUUCCGAGCCUGGCUGGAAGAAGUUUAAUGUCGAGGUACGACCUGGGGGUGGAUUGAGUGAGGCCACAACCAAGUUCACAAGUGCAUAUGGCCUCAUAUCCACGCAUUGGACAGUCAAAAUGAGCAAAGAAAGUGACAAAUGUUCGAAGAAAGAAAAGAUCUUUCGUUUGGUUGUUCAGGUGCCUCCCAAUAGUCAGGCUACCAUUCAGAUGCCCUCCUCCGGCUCUGAGAGGAAGCCUGUCGUGGUAGGGUCGGGAGUGCACGAGUAUACUAGCUGUGUGGCCUAG